Messenger RNA from Pomacea canaliculata, 3092 nucleotides. RefSeq names its product heart- and neural crest derivatives-expressed protein 2-like. The transcript is spliced from 2 exons. Gene Ontology annotation, molecular function: RNA polymerase II transcription regulatory region sequence-specific DNA binding; protein dimerization activity; DNA-binding transcription factor activity, RNA polymerase II-specific. The coding region runs from base 1461 to 2150 and encodes 229 amino acids. Lineage: Eukaryota; Metazoa; Mollusca; Gastropoda; Architaenioglossa; Ampullariidae. Gene Ontology annotation, biological process: regulation of transcription by RNA polymerase II; developmental process. The record is from RefSeq and is a predicted model, not a curated record.
AACAUCAAAGCCGUGGUUACACGACUACCGCACAUAAUAUGUACAAGAUUACUGUCAACAUACCCAUUUUUAUCAACAUCAUCACAACCAUUUAGAUGGUGUGGCUAGUUUGGGUUUCAGAAUUUCCCUCCAGGGUAUAUCUUUGUUGCCUGUCGUUCUGAUCUCGCUUGCAUUAAACUUCCCGUCCUGUUGUCUUCUCCUCCCGUCGUGGUCGCAUGACACCAACUCGCCCUUCCUACCCACUCCGCUAGAUGUCUCUAUGCGAAAGGUUUUGUAAAAUGACAAUCGUUAGCAGCAAAAACCUUUUUUGUUUUGUUUCGUUUUUUUGUUUUUGUUUUUUGUUUGUUUGUUUGUUUUUUGUUUUUUAUUACAGGCCAGAAAAAGUUGUUGAAUUGUUAUGUCGCCGGGUGCCAGCGUCUGCUGGAAACGAGGAACAGAUCGGCUGUUGCAUGCUUCGCAGAAACACCGAAGACCAAAAUUGCUGGGCAGUUGUAGGGCCGUGUGCCUCCCCUUCUGCUCUCACCAAUUUUCUGGAACUGGCCGCGGUCCUGCAGCCGUUAUCAGGCUAGAGAGGCAUUAAUGCCAUACAAUUCACGCGACCAGAACAAAUCUCGCGAGAAAUUCCCGCGUGCGGCGCUCGAGAAGCGCGUGCGCUCCAAACCAUGCGCGGGCUGGAAAAAAGAACGGUUAGCAUGCGUGAUUGACAGAUCGACAGCGUGGGGGGCGCGGCUGCAUGCAACAGGAGGCGUGGCCAGAACCAUUAUCCAAAUUGCGCUUCCUCCGAUGCCAUUUUCCUAUUGGUUAAUUAUCGUGGCAUCGCGAGCCUGACGUCAGAGAUCGGUGUUGUUCUUUUAGUGAGAAUUUUGUCUGUGAGAAUGGCGCUUAUCCCCCCAGCCGGCGCCUAGCGGGACAGUUGGCACGUGGAGGUGUGUCGCCUGCAACGCCAGGAAGUUCAUUCAUCGAGGAACUGGCCUGGCACCAAACUGUGGCAUGCUGCUUAACGUAGGUUUGGCGAGAGGAAAAGCAGACCAAAGUGGUGUCACCGUAAUAGGUCACAAGUCUUCCCUCUUCAUCGCCAUCGUUUUAGGGAUCCGCGAACAAGUCUCGACAGACGGACCCGCUGCUGUGACACAUAUUAGCUGAGCAGUUUGUGCGUCACUCUGAUAUUUCACUCUUCCUUUUACAAUCUUCAGCUCAUUGCAGGUUGUAAAUAUUUUCAGCUGUGCUCGAACUAGGCCAUUUCUAGGAGAAGUGCUGGCAUCGUGAAGAGUGAUACUAGUGGUGUUACAAAGUAUUUAUAGGUCACAUCGCCUUUCAUACGCCUUUACAAAGUAGAGGCUGGAGUUCAGAAAAAAGAUUUAUGAGUGGCUGGACAUAUGUAUGCUGUGAGAGAAAGAAGAAACAAACAGCGAGUAUAAUUUACAAUCAAACAUAUUCGGUAAACAGUGUCGACUUCAAAAAUGAGUCUAAGUGUGGGAGGAUACUCACAGGGUUAUCCUCACCCAGGACCUAUGACCCACCAUCCUCAUCAUCAUCCACCCCACCCCCACCCGGCAGACUUCUAUUCCCAGUACCCACAUCAGAUGCGUUACAGCGAUCAUCCGGAUCAUGCAGCCGCCGCAGCAGCAGCUGGGUACUUUCCGAACUGGAUGCUGGGACCGGGACAAGAACCUCUUCCCGUCACCAUGGAUGGCGGGUACCCGCUGGGCUCACCGGCGGAGUACACAUCUUUCAUCCAGUACGAGAACGGAAUUCCCGUGCGGUGCAUCAAGCGGCGAGUGACUGCUAACAAGAAGGAGCGCCGCAGGACUCUUAGCAUCAACAACGCCUUCGCCCAGCUGCGGGGCUGUAUCCCCAACGUCCCGUCGGACACUAAACUGUCCAAGAUCAAGACUCUCAGACUGGCCACAUCCUACAUCGCAUAUCUCAUGGACGUUCUGGCAAAGGACGACCCAGAGCUAGCAGAAGGCUUUAAGGCAGAACUCAGCAAAAAACCAUCACACGACAAGGAGAGAGACAAGAGUGAUAAACGUAGAACAGACUCGAGUGAAGAGAAUGGCAGCGACUCGGGAAGUCCAACGCCGGAGAAGAAGAGUAAAGGACGUACAGGCUGGCCGCAACACGUGUGGGCGGCGGAGCUGAAACAGUAGCAAAUGCACGGAGACAGAGCCACACCCUAGACAAACCUCCCUCUCCCCACCAUCCCCAAGCCUGUGAAUUCCUUCAUCCACAUCAGGUGGACGCGUCAGGUAGCGAAGCAGCUUCCAGACCCCAGAGGCAACGAUGCUGACACUGUCAUCACGAGUCCCACAGACACAGAAGUCAUUUUUGGUAGGGAACCGGAGUUUCUCCGGUAUAUCAGACUGUGAGAUAAUGGGCAAUGUUCCUAGUGUGUUUCAAGACUAUAAAGUGUUAUUGUUAUUAUUUGCCCACUGCUUGGUGAUGCUUCCAUUGUGACAUAUCAGACUGUGACAACAUUUCAAGUUGUCACAACAAUAUGAACGCCCUAGAAGGGAAAGGUCAGAAACUGAGGGCCUUUGCCCUUUAGAGCUGACAGGUGUUCAUGCUAGGAUAAUGUGUACUGGAACUUUCUACAAACAGCACUCACCUGUAUCCGUGUUCUUUCCUCACACAUCAGAAAUCACGAAAUCGUGUUUUAUUGACAUAGCUCGCAAGAAAUUUGAACUCUAUAAAAGAGUGUUCCUUUCUGUGCGUGGGAAUCCAAAGGAAAAACUCACCACGUUGCUUUUCUUACGUGAGCUAGACUCACUGCACGGACAUGAAGACAUGACAGCAACAUGAACAUGAACAUUUAGUGUGGUCAGUAUAACACGAGAUGAAUUUGGACAGUAGCCUCCUUACAUUCGAUUAUCAGAUUGAUGUGUCUAGAAUACUAAGAUAAAUGAGUGACUAGAAUCUUUCGGUGUAAUUACUAGUUUGUAAUGGAUAUUGUAUGCUCUGUAGGUAGGAGUGCAUGUUUGUUAAUUCAUGAGAAUAUGCCACAGUGACAAUCAUCCACUUUCAGUAUUCUUGUUUUCGAGAGUAAAUGCGUAUGAUUAUUUCACAUGUGCGUGCGUCUGUUUGUGUGCAUA